AUGGAGCGCUGGGACUCACUGGGAUUUUUGGUUGUCACACUCAACUACAAUGUGACUAUUGUAGGAAAGGUCUGGCUGAUGGUCAUAGUUCUGCUGCGCAUGGCAGUGGUAGUGUUAGCAGGGUACCCGCUUUACCAAGAUGAGCAGGAACGCUUUGUCUGCAACACCCUGCAGCCAGGAUGCUCCAAUGUUUGCUAUGACUUGUUCUCUCCUGUAUCUCACUUCAGAUUCUGGCUCAUCCAGACUGUGUCUAUCCUGCUGCCUUACGCUGCAUUCAGCAUUUAUGUUUUGCACAAGGUAGCUAUGUAUGUUGUAAGAAUGCACUGUUUGGUGCAUGGAUGCAAAGGGAGUGAGGGUUUAUCAAGGCCCAAAAACCUGAAGGAGCUCUGCAGAAGUGCUGUUGAUAGAUUAGAUUGUGGUGCAGACAAUCUAAGUGUCCUUAACUUUUCUGGGGCAUAUACUGUUCAUCUUUUUUUUAGGACACUACUUGAGGCUGCCUUUGCAGCUGGGCAGUAUUUUCUUUUUGGAUUUUUUGUUCCUGAUCGCUUUUCCUGCUACCAUUCGCCUUGCACAAGCACAGUUGACUGCUACAUCUCCCGGCCCACUGAGAAAUCCAUCAUGAUGAUUUUCAUCUGGGGGAUCAGCAGUCUGUCCUUUCUGCUUAGCCUCGCUGAUCUCGUCUGUGCUCUCCGGAGAAUGAUGGCAAGAAACCAAAAGAACAAGCUGCUGACAAACCUCGAUGUAGACAACGAGUGCAUUUUAAAUCUCUCCCCUGUCCAGCAAAGUGGCUCAUCUCAACCUCAAAAUAAGGACUGUCCAGUAUCAAAUAGCAGUGAUGGCUCCUGCUCACUCCUCUCUGAAGAGGAAGAAGAGGCUGUUCUUCAUCCUGAAGUGGUCUCUCAGCAAACUGCCAGCACUAACCUGAACAGCAACAGCAAUAAGCCCUGCAUAUCAGAUCUUGCUACUAAGCAAGAUAGCACUGAAGAACCCUUGUGUGCAGGUGACCACCAAGGAACUACAUGCAGGCAAGUGAGACCCAGGCUUCAGCAAGACUUCAUUAAAGAUACGGCCCUGACUCCUCACCUUGGAGUUUCUUCCUCUGUAGUUCAGAGCAAGCUUUUAAGAUAUUACCCUUCAGCUGAGCUAAAAAACCCUGAUGCAGAAUCAAAUUACAGCAGUACUAGUUGCUUGAGGUCAAAAAAGUCAGAAUGGGUAUAG
Messenger RNA from Mesitornis unicolor (brown roatelo), 1218 nucleotides. RefSeq names its product gap junction protein, delta 4, 40.1kDa (gene GJD4). Gene Ontology annotation, biological process: cell communication. NCBI's taxonomy places the organism in Eukaryota, Metazoa, Chordata, Aves, Mesitornithiformes, Mesitornithidae. The record is from RefSeq and is a predicted model, not a curated record. Bases 1 to 1218 code for a protein of 405 amino acids. Gene Ontology annotation, cellular component: connexin complex. The transcript is spliced from 2 exons.